AGCUGGUCCCGCCGCCGCGCCCCGCCCUCACCCCUCGGCGCUCCGCGCCUCCCUGCCGCUUCUCCCGCUCCUCCCCUGCUCGGCCCUCUCCUCCUCCUCCCGCUCCUCCUCCCGCUCCUCCGCGCCGCCGCCAGCCCCGCUGCGCUCUCUGCUCUUCGCAGCUCCCCGGACCCGCAGCCAUGGCCGACAUCAAGACGGGCAUCUUCGCCAAGAACGUCCAGAAGCGACUCAACCGCGCGCAGGAAAAGGUCCUCCAAAAGCUGGGAAAAGCUGAUGAGACAAAAGACGAACAGUUCGAAGAAUAUGUCCAGAACUUCAAACGGCAAGAAGCAGAGGGUACCAGACUUCAGCGAGAACUCCGAGGAUAUUUAGCAGCAAUCAAAGGCAUGCAAGAGGCCUCCAUGAAGCUCACGGAGUCGCUGCAUGAAGUCUAUGAGCCGGAUUGGUAUGGGCGGGAAGAUGUGAAAAUGGUUGGCGAGAAAUGUGAUGUGCUGUGGGAAGACUUCCAUCAAAAACUUGUGGAUGGGUCCUUGCUAACACUGGAUACAUACCUGGGGCAAUUUCCUGACAUAAAGAAUCGCAUCGCCAAGCGCAGCAGGAAGCUAGUGGACUAUGACAGUGCCCGCCACCAUCUGGAAGCUCUGCAGAGCUCUAAGAGGAAGGAUGAGAGUCGAAUCUCUAAGGCAGAAGAAGAAUUUCAGAAAGCACAGAAAGUGUUUGAAGAGUUUAACGUUGACUUACAAGAAGAGUUACCAUCAUUAUGGUCAAGACGAGUUGGAUUUUAUGUUAAUACUUUCAAAAACGUCUCCAGCCUUGAAGCCAAGUUUCAUAAGGAAAUUGCGGUGCUUUGCCACAAACUGUAUGAAGUGAUGACGAAACUGGGUGACCAGCACGCUGACAAGGCCUUCACCAUCCAAGGAGCGCCCAGUGAUUCGGGUCCUCUCCGCAUUGCAAAGACACCAUCACCGCCUGAGGAGCCUUCACCCCUCCCGAGCCCGACAGCAAGUCCAAAUCAUACAUUAGCACCUGCGUCUCCCGCACCAGCACGGCCUCGGUCACCUUCACAGACAAGGAAAGGGCCUCCUGUCCCACCUCUACCUAAAGUCACCCCGACAAAGGAACUGCAGCAGGAGAACAUCAUCAGUUUCUUUGAGGACAACUUUGUUCCAGAAAUCAGUGUGACAACACCUUCCCAGAAUGAAGUCCCUGAGGUGAAGAAAGAGGAGACUUUGCUGGAUCUGGACUUUGAUCCUUUCAAGCCCGAGGUGACACCUGCAGGUUCUGCUGGAGUGACCCACUCACCCAUGUCUCAGACAUUGCCCUGGGACCUAUGGACGACAAGCACUGAUUUGGUACAGCCGGCUUCUGGUGGUUCAUUUAAUGGAUUCACACAGCCCCAGGAUACUUCAUUAUUCACAAUGCAGACAGACCAGAGUAUGAUCUGCAACUUGGCUGAAUCUGAACAGGCUCCGCCCACAGAGCCAAAAGCAGAGGAGCCUCUGGCUGCUGUCACACCUGCCGUUGGGCUGGACCUUGGAAUGGACACUCGGGCUGAGGAGCCAGUGGAGGAGGCAGUGAUCAUACCUGGAGCUGAUACUGAUGCAGCUGUUGGAACCUUGGUGUCAGCAGCUGAGGGGGCCCCAGGAGAGGAAGCAGAGGCAGAGAAGCCCACUGUCCCUGCCGGGGAAGGAGUAAGUUUAGAGGAGGCCAAAAUUGGAACUGAAACCACUGAGGCUGCAGAGAGUGCCCAACCUGAAGCAGAGGAGCUGGAAGCAACAGUGCCUCAGGAGAAGGUCAUCCCUUCGGUGGUCAUAGAGCCUGCCUCCAACCAUGAAGGGGAAGGAGAAAACGAAAUAACUAUAGGUGCAGAGCCCAAGGAGACCACCGAGGAUGCGGCUCCUCCAGGCCCCACCAGCGAGACGCCGGAGCUGGCUACGGAGCAGAAGCCUAUCCAGGACCCUCAGCCCACGCCUUCUGCACCAGCCAUGGGGGCUGCUGACCAGCUAGCAUCUGCAAGGGAGGCCUCUCAGGAAUUGCCUCCUGGCUUUCUCUACAAGGUGGAAACACUGCAUGAUUUUGAGGCAGCAAAUUCCGAUGAACUUACCUUACAAAGGGGUGAUGUGGUGCUGGUGGUCCCCUCAGAUUCAGAAGCUGAUCAGGAUGCAGGCUGGCUGGUGGGAGUGAAGGAAUCAGACUGGCUUCAGUACAGAGACCUUGCCACCUACAAAGGCCUCUUUCCAGAGAACUUCACCCGACGCUUGGAUUAGGGCAACAAGUACUGCAAGAAGGAGCUCAGUUAUGGGGUUUUUAAACCUUCAUGAAAACCUGAAGAGUUCACUUUUGCUAUUAUGCUCUUAAUGAUUUACAGACUGAUGCCAGACAAACCUUGGGAAGAUGUAUCAAUGGAGCAUGUGUGCAAAAAAAAGUAAGAGGAAAAAAAGUAAAUUAAGGAAAAAAUCCUCAGUCAUUCCCAUGUUGUCAAUAACAGGUUUGUUUGUGCUUUGUCCAAGCUGUGGAGACUCUUGUACUUGAUCCCCUCCCACCAAUUCUAAAGUAGCUUUCUCCAGAUCAGACUUUAAUUUCUCUGCAUCAGGUGUAUCGUACUGAGUGGCUGCCCUGCAGAAGAUGUGAUGAAUUAUCCUGUAGUACAAGAUUAUCUUAUUCCCCUGCCCAGGUGUGAGCACAUGCUCUCGCUCCCUUUCAGGUUUACUAUGUUUAAAACUAAACUGCUGCAAAAGUUCUCAAUGUUCUUUUCCAACACAUCUAUAUAUAUAUGGACACACAGUCACGCAAGCUAGUUCCCAUGACUCCUGGAUCUAUGUGUAUGCAGAAGGCUACAUACACAUAGUUGCUUUCUUUCCUUUCCAUUGUAGCUCUUUGCCUCUCAAGUGUCAUUGAUACAUGCAUUGCUCUUAUUCUGUCUGGCAUUACAAUUGCAGUUUUGCCUCAUGGCAAAACCAGCCAUCCCAUUGCCAAAACAGUCAACAGUAUCUGUGUUUGUACUGUGCAGUUUUCAGGAUGAGAUGACAGAUAGCACGACUACACUGAGGCCCCCUCAGAGAAGGCAGGGCCUGAUUUAUCUAGCUGUCCAGCCGCUGUGGCUGGAGGUAGGCUAGUUGGGAUGGGCAGCUAAGUAGUCUUCUCUUUUGCCUUUAUGAGAUUGGGUAGAAAGAUGGGGCAUAUUCAUCCACCCACAAAAGAACACUAUAAAAACAGCUCCUCUAUAUUUCCACCUCUUUCUAUUUAUGCAACUCAUCUUCACAGAUUGUUCUAAAGUAAAAUAGAUGGUGUAUGCUGUAUCCACAAAUCAUCUGUAACAAUUAUGUUUUCAGUGCUGUGUCAUUCCAAAUAAACCUUCGGUAAUCUCCAACGAUUACCCUAA
Molecule: messenger RNA, 3382 nt
Organism: Pongo pygmaeus (Bornean orangutan)
Lineage: Eukaryota; Metazoa; Chordata; Mammalia; Primates; Hominidae
Gene: AMPH
Product: amphiphysin
Exons: 21
Coding region: 180-2267 (695 amino acids)
Biological process (GO): synaptic vesicle endocytosis
Cellular component (GO): synaptic vesicle; cytoplasm; plasma membrane
Molecular function (GO): protein binding; phospholipid binding
Source: RefSeq, a predicted model, not a curated record